This is a messenger RNA of Neospora caninum, 627 nucleotides long. RefSeq lists its product as hypothetical. The record is from RefSeq and is a predicted model, not a curated record. NCBI's taxonomy places the organism in Eukaryota, Apicomplexa, Conoidasida, Eucoccidiorida, Sarcocystidae. The transcript is spliced from 7 exons. The coding region runs from base 1 to 627 and encodes 208 amino acids.
AUGAGUCGCUCUCUAUUUUUGCUAUGCUGCUUGGGCAGCCUACUUCUUGAGGCAAAUCUUUGCGUGACCGCGCCGCCUCCAGUGUCUCAUGAGGAAAGCGUUCACGAAGCGAGGACCAGCAUUGAACCCCGCGACAAGGCGACCAUGUAUACGGUCACAUUUGCACACUUGCCACUGUACGUGACAGGCGAUGACUUUGGUGCCCACGUCAUAGGCAACAGUGUACUAAAGGUCAUUGUCGGAGGCACAGACUACGACUGGUUCUUUAAGCUUGCAGAUCCAAUUCCUGAUGACAUAACACUCAAGCCUCCAAUUGAGGCUGAAAGGCUAGAAGGAGAUUUUACCGGAGCCGUGUGGAAGGUUUCGGUGCUUGUGCCCAAGAACUACUACCCCGCCGCGACUUCCACAGGAGGCGAGCGCUCUGGCCUUGCCUCCGGUCCCAGAUCACCUUCCGCCGCAGCCUCAUCACAGCUACUGCCGGGGUUUGCACUCGCGGCGCUCGGAAGUGCUGUUCCUGAACAAGCCCUCGAAUCCUUUGGUGCCUCCCCGACACCACGCAUCAGGAGACACCCUCUACCAGAUUCAAAUGCAGAGGAGCUCUAUCCUCCCGCGACAUUCGAUGGUUAA